This is a messenger RNA of Arachis duranensis, 843 nucleotides long. RefSeq names its product protein NRT1/ PTR FAMILY 2.6-like. Gene Ontology annotation, cellular component: plasma membrane. Gene Ontology annotation, molecular function: transmembrane transporter activity. The record is from RefSeq and is a predicted model, not a curated record. Gene Ontology annotation, biological process: transmembrane transport. Bases 1 to 843 code for a protein of 280 amino acids. NCBI's taxonomy places the organism in Eukaryota, Viridiplantae, Streptophyta, Magnoliopsida, Fabales, Fabaceae. The transcript is spliced from 3 exons.
AUGACCGGCACACACUCGUCCCAUAGCAGAGAAGAAGAAGCUCAGAAGAAUAUGGGUGGGGGUUGGACAACCUUUCCCUUCAUCAUUGUGGCAGUAGCUGGGUUAACACUUGCAAGUUCAGGAAUUCGGGCAAACUUGAUCGUGUAUCUGAUACAAGAGUUCAAUAUAAAGAGCAUAACUGCUACUCAGAUUUCUAAUGUCCUUAAUGGCAGCACAAGUCUAUUCCCAUUUAUUGCUGCUGUGGUUGCUGACUCUUUCUUUGGCUCUUUUCCUGUAGCCUUGGUUUCUUCCUGUGUUGAUUUGCUGGGAACAGUGAUAUUUGCGUUGACGGCAAGCAUAAAAUCCUUAAGGCCUGAAGAGUGCAUGAACAAGGGAUCAAGAUUGUGCGAAGCACCAUCGAGAGUGCAAUAUGGCGUCCUAUACACGGCACUAACACUAGCAGCAAUCGGCUUCGGUGGCAUGCGCUUCACAACAGCAACUCUUGGAGCAAACCAGUUCGAUAACCCAGAACACCAAGCCAUCUUCUUCAACUGGUUCUUAUUCACUUGGUACGUUGUUUCAGUUGCAGGCUUCACCGGAAUCGUCUACAUGGAAGUCAAUGUGAGUUGGAGUGUGGGGUUCUGGAUUUGUGCUGCUUCCAUCUUGAUUGGCGUCAUAGUUUUCUUGGUGGGGUACCGCUAUUAUCGCCCUGAAAAGCCACAAGGAAGCGCCCUUGGGGAUCUUGCUAGAGUUCUUGUUGCUUCUGUUCGAAAGUGGAAGUCUCAGCUUUCAUCAACAACAAAUAAUUACUAUAGUGGCUUGGUUCCAGUGUCGGCAGUACCGGGAAAAAGAUUAAGGUACUGA